Messenger RNA from Penicillium expansum, 615 nucleotides. Its product is annotated as CFEM domain-containing protein. NCBI's taxonomy places the organism in Eukaryota, Fungi, Ascomycota, Eurotiomycetes, Eurotiales, Aspergillaceae. The coding region runs from base 1 to 615 and encodes 204 amino acids. The record is from RefSeq and is a predicted model, not a curated record. The transcript has 3 exons.
AUGAAGUUCACUAUUACUUUCGCCCUGGCAGCUCUGCUGACCACUGCCGCUGCCCAAGGCCUGGGUGAUCUCCCCGACUGCUCGAAAUCCUGUGCUACAGGUUCAAUCCCCCAGAACUGCGGCAUUGAUUUCAAGUGCGUCUGCGAGUCCAAGUCCUUCCUAGCCGAUGUCGCCUGCUGCAUCGCCGAUAAAUGCUCCAAGGCGGACCAGGAUACGGAACAUGUACAGUGGACUGAUACGUUAUUCUUCGCUACAGCAACCAUCAAGGUCGCCAAGUCAAUCUGUGCCCGGGGUGGUGUGACCGAUCUGCCUGCCGAGGUGAUCUGCUCGAGCAGCAAGUCGAGUUCCAGCUCUGGAACCAGCACCAGCUCUAGCUCCAACUCGACCGAGACUGGAACCAAGUCCAGCACUGAGACAUCGGGUGCGACUAAGACCUCAGAUUCGACCACUGUGACGGGCACCAAGGCUUCUACCACGACCUCGAACAGCGCUUCGAGCAGUGUCUCGUCCGCCUCUGCUGCUGCCACUAGCACUGGCGUCGCUGCGUUCACUCACAAGGAUACUUCCCUCCUGGCAGCUGCUGGUGCUGCGGCAGCGUUCGCCGUUCUGAUCUAG